AGGAGGGAAAGGUUCUUAAACAGCUGUUUAUCAGUCUUCAACUUGGAGUGUCAAAGCGGCCAGAAGGCUGCUUUUCAAAGAUCAGUCAUGAAGGAAGACAUUCCUGCCGGAAUGUUGUUCAGAAUGGCUCUGGUCUUUUUGGCUCUUUCAGGGAUGCUGUGCAGAGCUGAGAAAGACUUGUUAUCAGCUACUUUGCCAAAGUGGGGUGCUACUUCAGAAUAUGUUGCAGAGUGCUACUCGAAUAAUCAUGUGRAUUUAACUUGUGACUGGACCAGAAGCCAAAAAUUGGCUCCAGAGAAUGUUAAUCUGAAUGUCUUGAUGAGCCAUCCACUGCAAUUCUAUGGCGAGGCCUGUUUGGAGUUCUGGUACCUGGCACCAGYUGCAUCUAAUGGUUCUGAGCUUCAUGUUCUGCUGAAAACCAACACUACUUUGCUGGAGCUGUGGACCUCUCCUGCCCUCCCUAGAAAAGCAUGGAGACAAGUGACUGUGUCCCUGAAUAUUAGUGAACCUGGCACUCAGAUUGUGUUUGAAGCUAUCCAACCAGUGUCUGUAGACCUAACAACAAUAAAACAGAUUGGUGUAAAAAGGAGCUCAUGUGAAAAGCAGUGUGACUCAAACAYGGAGUUGUGGACAGAUGACUCAACACGCUGCCUCUGCUCUGCUGGCCUGCUCUACUGCUUCUACUCCCAGUGCCCUCAAAAUCAAAUCUGUGGACCCCAAGGAAAAGAAYCUGUGACUUCUAUUUCUGGGAUUUGCACAAUAUWUGAUCACUCRCACUAYACCACGUUUGAUGGGGUGAAAUUUGACUUUGUGUCAUCCUGCACGUAUGUGCUGGCCAAGACUUGCUCACCCACUGAACUCCUGCCAAGGUUCAAUGUAAAGGUGGUCAACAUGGAGAACAGCAAUGGAUCUCUGCCAACAAUUCAACAGAUCAUUGUGGACCUUAAGGAUAUCGAGGUGUCCUUACUGGAAAGUCAGACAGACUGGGUUGCUGUUAAUGGUGUCUCAAAGCAGCUUCCACUCAUCCUUGAUAAUGGUGCAGUCCAAAUUAAAAGUAAUCCUGCUGCUGUAGUACUGGGGACAAGUUUUGGUCUGUCAGUUUCCCUUGACAGUGCUGGAAAUGUCCAGAUCACAGUUCCAUUUGAUUACUCUGAUAAAAUCUGUGGCUUGUGUGGCAACUUCAAUCUUCUACGUGGAGAUGACUUUCGCAAGCCUKAUGGUAGAAAUGCUGAGAAUCCCUCUGCAUUUGCUGAAAGCUGGCAGACUGAGAAGAAUUCUUCCUGUGACACAAUCCUAGAGUCUCAACAGUGUAGCCCACUGGAAGAGGCCAUUUAUGGUACAGAGUUAUAUUGUGGACUUCUACAUUCUGGCACUGGACCCUUUGCUGAUUGCCUAAUGGCUCUUGAGGCAGAAAGCUACUUUAGAGCUUGUGUCUCUGGYAUGUGCUCUGCAAAUGGUGAUCAAACAGUGCUAUGUGAAGCCAUACAAAGCUAUGCAGAUAUCUGCCAAGAGGCUGGAGUUGCUGUAUCCUCAUGGAGGAAUGCAACAUUCUGUACCCUUGAAUGCAUUGAAAACAGCCAUUAUAAUUCAUGUGCUGUUGACUGUCCUCAAGUGUGCUCUAGUCAAGAUUUAACUAGUCCCUGUGAAAACUGUGUUGAAAGAUGUGAGUGCAAUGCUGGCUUCAAGCUCAGUGGGGGCAGAUGUGUCCCAGCAGACCAAUGUGGAUGCUGGUAYAAUGGGAAACACUAUGAGAAAGGUGAAACACUGGUGAAGGGAAACUGUGAGCAACAGUGCCAAUGCAUGGGUGAUGAUGCCAUACAGUGCAUGGCUAUGCAUUGCAAAAACAAUGAGAUUUGUAAGGAAAAGGAUGGCAUCAAAGGCUGCUUUGCCUUCAAACCUGCCACUUGCAGUGUGUAUGGUGACCCACAUUAUAUCACAUUUGAUGGCACAGCCUAUGCCUUUCAAGGAGGUUGCAGUUAUACGCUGAGCACAACAUGUGGUGGACAAAGCUUAGUCAAGUUCAGUGUCAUUGGAUUUAACAUGCAUCCUGGCACUCAAGACUUCACCAGGUCCAAGCUUGAGGCUGUCUCUCUCCAGGUGGAAAAUCUGGACCUAACCCUGAAUCAGAGCGGAGAAGUCUAUGUGCAGAAAGGCCAUGUCACACUCCCCUAUUCAGCUACUGGUACAUACGGCUCCUUGUGGGUCUACAAAAAAGAAAAUUCCAUUAUUUUGGAGGCUACAUUUGGCUUGAAAAUGAUCAUUGAUGGGCACAGCAGACUGUUCCUGCAAGUGGAUGAGCGCUAUAAAUAUGAACUUUGUGGGCUGUGUGGCACCUACUCCGGAGCACAGUAUGAUGACUUUGCAAUGCCAGGGGGAAAACUUCGCUAUAAAUAUGAACUUUGUGGGCUGUGUGGCACCUACUCCGGAGCACAGUAUGAUGACUUUGCAAUGCCAGGGGGAAAACUUGCUGGUGACUCAUUCGAAUCUGCUGACAGCUGGAAAAAGGACAAUGAGUGUGUUUCCCAUCCAAACAAUCCCAGAGAGUGUGUUGGUGAGGAGUUGGAUAUGGCCAACAAGGAGUGUUCUGCAGUGUUUCAAGGCUCCUUUGAGGGCUGCCAUAGACAUAUUCACCCAAGCAUUUAUUUGGAAAGCUGCAUGUUUGACUACUGUGCCACCAGUGGUGACAGAAUAACAUUGUGCGAAUCACUAAAAUCUUAUGUGACUGCAUGCCAGAUUGCAGGAGUGGAACUUGACAAUUGGUGGAUCGGUACAGCUUGUGAAGGCCGCCUAACCACAGGAACUCCAACUGCUCUUCCUACCACUCCAUCUCAGCCGUUGUGUUCCCUCAACUGUAAUUUUGACAUAAAUAUUUGUGGAUGGGAACAACUUGUUCAGGAUAGUUUUGAUUGGACCAGACAUUCAGGGCCCACACCAUCAAAUCUAACUGGACCAGACCAUGAUCAUACAACUGGAGCUGGUUUCUACUUGUACCUUGAGGGAGAUGGUGUAACUCACGGAGACUCGGCUCGCUUGCUGAGUUCAGUGUGUAAUUAUGGUGGCCCACUCUGCCUGCAGUUCUGGUACCAUAUGUACGGUUCUGCCAAGAGAAUGGCUCUCAAUGUCUACCUACUCCAAAACUAUACAGCCACAUCUUUCGAAAACUACUGAAAGUGAACCUCCUUCCACAACGCUAGCAAUCCCAUUGCAUCCAAUUUGUAAUCUUGACUGUAGCUUUAAUUGGAACUUCUGCACCUGGAGUCAAAUGGUCACUGAUGCAUUUGACUGGGCAGUGAACAAUGGGUCAACCCCUAACCAGAUGACUGGACGUGCUGCUAAUCACACUGGAGGCAGUUAUCUUUACGUCAAGGCCAAUAGAGUAACUUAUGGUGACAAAGCUCGUCUCAUCAGCUCCCAGUGUUCUGAAAUUGGCCCUCAGUGUCUGCAGUUCUGGUAUCAUAUGCAUGGCUCAGCAGACACAGUGGGUCUCAAAAUUUACCUGGUCCAAAAUAAUUUGACUAUCAUCUGGCAAAAGAACAAUAACCAAGGGAAUAUGUGGCGCUUGGCUCAAGUGGACUUCAGUACAACUCAAGCUUUUAAGAUCAUCAUUGAGGGCCAAAGAACUGCAAAAAAUCUGACAAAUGUAGCUGUAGAUGAAGUUAAGCUUCAUCAUGGACACUGUUCAG
Austrofundulus limnaeus is the source of this 3683-nucleotide messenger RNA. RefSeq lists its product as uncharacterized. Lineage: Eukaryota; Metazoa; Chordata; Actinopteri; Cyprinodontiformes; Rivulidae. Gene Ontology annotation, cellular component: extracellular matrix; membrane. The record is from RefSeq and is a predicted model, not a curated record.